Pestalotiopsis fici W106-1 is the source of this 3705-nucleotide messenger RNA. RefSeq lists its product as uncharacterized. The transcript has 4 exons. Lineage: Eukaryota; Fungi; Ascomycota; Sordariomycetes; Amphisphaeriales; Sporocadaceae. The record is from RefSeq and is a predicted model, not a curated record. Bases 1 to 3705 code for a protein of 1234 amino acids.
AUGGAUACUACCUUCGAGUCGGUUCACAACCAACCAUAUAACGGGACAGAAAAUGAGGAGAAACAAAUCAACAAGAAUCUUCACUGGAAGCCAUGGGGGACUCGCUCACCAGUCAUCAUCGCCUUUAUUUUGGCAUCACUCGUACUGGCUGCUGUUGUCGAGGUGCUGGCACAAAAAAGUUUGGCAUCUGGUGUCCUCUCCCCGUCAUCAUCGAUCAAUGAUAUUCCCGACUCGGCCCGGCUUGCAGCUCUCUACGUACCGACGGUCAUUGCGGUUCUUUACGGCUUCUUUUUCUCUUGUAUCGAUCUCGAUGUGAAACGAGUACAGCCCUGGAUAGAAUUGUCAAAACCCGGAGGCGCUUUAGCAGAGAAUUCACUGCUUCUGGACUAUGAUUUUGAUUUUUUGCCAUUUGUGCCGCUUCGAGCUGCUCGCCGGCGUCACUGGCCCGUCUUCUAUUCUGGAAUAAUCAUAGUCAUCAUUUUUUGGGUAAUCACACCUUUGCAAAGUGCCAUUUUCGGCACCGGUACUGCGGAAUUGACCCAACCGGCAGUCCUCACCACUUCGGGUGGACUGAUUCCGAUAGAAGAUCAGGCCAGCCUCUUGGAUGCAUCGGUAUUGAAUGGUGCUUUUGCCACAUUGUGGCUCAAUCAGACAUACCCAAAGUCUUUGACAGCACAAUCGGCAACCCUUCCCAUUCAAGCUGUUGAUAUCCCUCUAAGUGCUUCGAGCGCUAAUUGGACAGGUUGGACCUGGCAGUUGACGACCGAGCUGAAAUGCUGGCCUGCUCUUCUGCGAAACGGCACGACGCCCUACUUCGGCAAGAACCAGACUGGAGUACUUCUUGACAAUGGUCAAGGUUGCACAGUUCCCAAAUCCUUUGGCUUCAACAUGGAUGGCGAUGGAACUCCUUAUGUCAUUCGCUAUAUUGGGUGGUACGAUAACGCUCGUCUGGAUUACCACAUGGCCAGCACAACAUGCGAUGAGAGAUUCAAGCAUCAGUUUCUUGCUAUAACGUCAAACAUCAUAGGACUAUACAAUGAUGUCACGAGCGAGGUCACGGCCCAAUUUUGCGAGCCGUCAUACUAUAAGCAGAAUGUCACAAUACCAAUGUCCGGGACGACGCUCAAACCUGACUUUUCCGCCAUUACCAAUGCUGGCCCAAAGACCGAGCUGACAGAUACCGAAUUCAACCGAACGGCCUUUGAGUACUUGCUUGGUACUGGUGUAGCAAGUGUUAACCGCGAGAGGGACUACCCUGACAAACAGACCUUGGAGGGAUACUACCAAGUCAAGUCUCGGGACGAGGAUAUUCCAUGGCCCAUCGAGACCAUGCCCAGCUUUGCCAUAGGUUCCGGCAAUUGGACUGGAAAAGACUUAUUGGACCCGGCUAAUCAAGCCAGUGCCUACGCCAAAGCACAUCAAGCAGCCUUCUCGAUUGCCAUCAGUGAACUGCUGGCUGAAAGCUCGAGUGCCACUCAGCAAGGCAGUAUAGACUUUCGCAUCAGUGGUAUAGUUGUCAGUCGACCUAUUUCCGCCACCGUCGAGAUUCUACUGGCGAUAUCGGGGCUACUGGCUGGAAUUAUCUUACUUUACAACUGGAACGCGCAGACUAACUUGCCGGGCGAUACUUCGAGUAUUGCUCGCAUCAUGGAAAUUUCUCAACACAAUGAAGAACUCCUCCAAAAAUUCAUUCCAUUUGAACAAUCCAGCGAGAAAGAGCUCAAGAAGGGCCUUGGGCAGUUACGGUUCGAAUCGCAGCGAAUAGGCACAGAAGCGCACCUUUCUUGCAUCCCAGCCAGCCCAGAAGCGCCGACUCCAGACAAUGUUUUACGAGACAGUCUUGCCGCCAGAUCACAAAUGACGGGAGUUAGACCAACAGCCUUGAAAGUCAGAGUAGCGAUCUUGGUUAUCCUGCUGUUGGCAGCUGGAGUAUCGAUUCUUGCGUAUCUCAAAUAUCGAGAAGUCAUAUUGGGAGGACUUGAACGGCCAUCACAGAGCUUCGAAGUUCUCCAAAUCUUGGAGAAUUACAUCCCGACUGCUUUCGCGACCUUCCUUGACCCUUUCUGGGUUCUCGUCAACCGCAUUUUCUGCCUAAUUCAGCCGUUUCGAACCCUUCAAAAAGGCAACGCCACUGCCAGGCGGUCGAUCGAGUGUGAUUACACGGGCCUGAUGCCUCAGUUUAACAUUAUCAGAGCUGCCAGGUCCAACCAUUAUUUUCUUGCCAUGAUCUGCGCCGUCGCUUUGCUGGGCAAUAUUCUAGCCGUGGGACUUGGCGGUAUAUUUGAUGAGAGAGAAGUCGACAUGGAAUACACUGUGCAGUACCAGCCUCAGCGGUCUCUAUCUCCAACCAAGGACAGGGUAGAGUUGCCGAGCGGUACUCUCCAAAUGGCUGUCAAAUACAGCGACCAUCUUCAGCUUGUACGAACUAAUUUGUCAGCACACACCUCUCUGCCUCCGUGGACAACUCCCGAGGCCUACUUUCUUCCUUUUGCAGAUAUUCUAAACUCAUCCACGACGACAGAUUUACAGAGGGCGAACACGACCGGCAUAGUAUUCGAACCGAGAUGCUCAGUUGUGAGCACGGACAAUACGUCUUCGGAGGACUACAUUCACUUUGUCUACAACAACACUCACAGCCAAUUAUACUUGAAUCAUGUUUUUCAAAAUGAGUCAAGCAUCCGCUGUGGAGUAAUGUCAGGCACGUUUGAGCAAACUGAUGUAUCGGCUGUCAAUAUCACUGGGAAACAGGACCGCCCGCGAGGCCCAUCGUCGAACGAAAUCUAUAGCGUGAUGCAAGCCUUGUCGGAAGAUGGACUACAGACAACCGAUGCCGACGACGAGUUUUGUGGCAGAAUGAUAUUGGCGGGCUGGGUUCGCAUCAAUGCCACUUCGCAGGGUGUGCCGUUGGACGAACCCGAAUCCAGCUUCAUGAUGUGCAGUCCCAGGGUCAGUACCGCGCCAUACCAGGUGACAGUGGACUCCCAGGGUUACGUUAUCGAUUCUCAGCGCCUCGGAGACCUGGUCGACGCAGAGCCCAUCUUUGCAAACAGAACCAGCUUGAUAUUCUACUAUCUAUUCUUUGAUACUAUUUGGGGGCUCGACAGCUGGCACAAUACUACAGUCGCCAAUGACUGGAUGAAUAGCCUUCUGAAGCUCUCUCUUGACGGCACCGCGCACGUUGAUCCCAAUCAACCACUCGUAAGCAUGGAAACCAUGCUUCCAGCUUUCGAGGCCGUGCUAAGAGAAGGCAUUGCCUCGCUCUUUGGCCUCAAUCCGUCUUUUUGGAAGGCCACCGGGCCCGACGUUGCCCUCGUCAACGGCGUCGUCAUCCGAUCCGAGACCCGAAUUUUCAUGUCCGAGGCGGCAUUCGCCGUCAGCGAGUCGAUUCUAGUCAUCUACAUCAUUGUAGCCCUCCUGGUCUAUACCCGAGGCCUCGGUGUUGCGUUGCCCCGUCUGCCCACUACGAUUGGGUCUGUCGUGGCAUAUAUUGCUGGUGGUCGAGCCGUUCGAAAUUAUAUCAAAGACCACGCAGAGACGGCAGAAAAAGUUGAGCAUGACAAGCAGGAAUAUAGAUAUGGCACCUAUGUUGGUCAAGACGGAAAAAUGCAUGUUGGAAUUGAGCUGGAACCUUAUUCGCAAUUGUCAACUAUACGACGAAGGACAAUAUCUCCUCCAUCGCAGGGCAAUUUCAGGCCGUUCGUAUAG